GCCUAAUACGUAUAUUUAUUUCUUUCCUGUUAGUUGAAGCGGGAAAGUGAAACAAGUUUUUUGGCCGCAUAUGAAGAAACAUUAUCUUUACAAUGCACCAAGCUUCAACCAAGUAGCUUUACAUUUCUUCUUCAUUCGAGUGUAUUAGUUAUAUAAGUAUUCAGAUUUCAAAGAUCUACUAUUUUUCGCCGUCUCCUACGGUGUCGUUUAAUUUACUUAGCCCUAAUUAAAGAAACCAUGCAUCGUUCCGUCAAAGUCGCUGUUAUCGGAGCUGGUGUUUCAGGCCUCGUGGCGGCACGUGAACUUCUACGCGAACGACACGACGUCGUCGUUUAUGAUCAAAACGACAGCGUAGGAGGAAACUGGAUCUACGAUCCGAGAACCGAAUCCGACCCCCUCAGCCUCGAUCCGAACCGAGAAACUGUCCACAGCAGCCUCCACGUGUCCCUACGCACCAACCUUCCAAGGGCACUAAUGAGUUUCACCGAUUACCCGUUUGUAAGAACCGAGUCCGACCCGAGAACUUUCCCGCGUCGCGACGAAGUGCUUCGGUUUUUAAACCGGUUCGCUGAUGAGUUUGGUGUUCGAGAGGUGACCCGGUUGAAGACGAGAGUGAGUCGAGUGGAACGAGUGAAGGACGAGUGGGUUGUUGAGUCGAUGACUCGGGGAUCCGAAUCGGUGAGUAGGGAGGUGUUUGAAGCGGUUGUGGUCUGUUCGGGACAUAACUCGGUGCCGAGGGUUGCUGAGAUUGAUGGUAUUGAGAAUUGGAGAGGCUACCAAAUGCAUAGCCAUAACUACCGUGCACCUGGACGUUUUCAAGACCAGAUUGUGGUUAUAGUUGGUUAUGGAGCUAGUGCUUUUGAUAUCGCGGUAGAUAUUUUACCAUUGGCAAAGGAGGUUCACGUAGCAACCAAAGAUAAUCGAUUCGGCGUCAUACUCAAUGAUGUAAGAUACCAUAGUAUGAUAAAAUGUGUGAAUAAAGAUGGCUCGAUUUCCUUUCAAGAUGGAUCAUCAAUUUUUGCAAAUACCAUAAUCUACUGUACUGGAUACAAAUACCAUUUUCCGUUUCUUGAUAUCAAUGGAAUCGUAACCGUUGAAGACAAGUGUGUUGGACCAUUAUAUAAACACAUCUUUGCUCCAGCAUUAGCACCUUCUCUAUCUUUCAUUGGUAUUGUUACUAAGGUAAUUGUAAUUUAGUUACAAGUUUUUCCCAUAAUUCUUUCAAAGUAUUGUGGAAGUUUUU
Molecule: messenger RNA, 1243 nt
Organism: Arachis ipaensis
Lineage: Eukaryota; Viridiplantae; Streptophyta; Magnoliopsida; Fabales; Fabaceae
Source: RefSeq, a predicted model, not a curated record